GGGGUGGGGGGGUGGAGGGGACUUCCAUUAAUACGGAAAAAAAAGAAAGGAGGUGAAGGAAGAACAAGAGAGCAUGCAGAGAGGUGGAAAGGGGAGGAGAGAAAGUGACAAGACAUCAGCUGGAGGAGACCACCCUUCCUGCAGAACAGCAGAGACGCUCAUGUGAGCAGCCUCAGUGGCGGCAGCAGUGACUGGUGAGAGAGAGGAGAGGAGAGGAGAGGAGAGGAAGAGAGCAGGGAUAACACAGCCACCACCAUCAUUCUGAUCGGAUUCACACCAGACAUGUGAGAAGAUGUCCGUGGGCGGCUGCGCGUGUCCCGGCUGUUCCUCCAAGUCAUUCAAGCUGUACUCCCCCAAGGAGCCCCCCAACGGUAGCACUUUCCCCCCUUUCCACCCCGGCACCAUGCUGGACAGAGACGUUGGUCCCACCCCAAUGUAUCCUCCCACAUACCUGGAGCCAGGAAUAGGGAGGCACACACCAUAUGGCAACCAGACAGACUACAGAAUAUUUGAACUUAACAAACGGCUACAGAACUGGACAGAGGAGUGCGAUAACCUGUGGUGGGAUGCAUUUACUACAGAGUUCUUUGAAGAUGAUGCCAUGUUGACCAUUACUUUCUGUCUGGAAGAUGGACCCAAACGUUACACAAUUGGCCGGACGUUGAUUCCACGGUACUUCCGGAGUAUAUUUGAGGGCGGUGCCACUGAACUCUACUAUGUGCUGAAACAUCCCAAGGAGUCCUUCCACAAUAACUUUGUCUCUCUCGACUGUGAUCAGUGCACCAUGGUCACCCAGAAUGGAAAGCCCAUGUUCACACAGGUGUGUGUAGAGGGGCGCUUGUACUUGGAGUUCAUGUUUGAUGACAUGAUGAGGAUAAAGACGUGGCACUUCAGCAUCAGGCAACACCGUGAACUCAUCCCCCGCAGUAUACUGGCCAUGCAUGUGAGUGAAUCCACCACACAUGAUGUAUGGUAUAUGUGUGAGUGUGUCAGGUGGGGAUUUUUUUUUUUUUUUUUUUUUAACUGUCCUCUAUUGAUCUUCAAGGCCCAGGACCCACAGAUGCUGGACCAGUUGUCCAAAAACAUAACAAGAUGUGGCCUGUCGAACUCCACCCUCAACUACCUCCGGCUGUGUGUGAUUCUUGAGCCCAUGCAGGAGCUGAUGUCCAGACACAAGACAUACAGCCUCAGCCCCAGAGACUGCCUCAAGACCUGCCUCUUCCAGAAAUGGCAGAGGAUGGUGGCACCACCAGCCGAGCCAUCAAGACAGGCCCCUAACAAACGGCGGAAGCGCAAGAUGUCAGGUGGCAGCACCAUCAGCGGAGGAGGAGGAACUAAUAACAACAAUAACAACAAAAAGAAGAGCCCUGGCAGCGGCUUCCCUCUGUCCAGCCAAGUUCCAGAUGUGAUGGUGGUGGGAGAGCCCACUCUGAUGGGAGGGGAGUUUGGCGACGAGGACGAGCGUCUGAUCACACGGCUGGAAAACACACAGUUUGAUGCGGCCAAUGGCAUCGACGACGAGGACAGCUUCAACAACUCUCCGGCGCUGGGCUCCAACUCGCCCUGGAACAACAAGGCCCCCUCCAGCCAGGAGAGCAAGAGUGACAACCCCACCUCACAGGCAUCGCAGUAGAGCCCAGAGCCCCGCAACCUCAACACAAACCCCUGUCUGUCACUCCUCAGCCCCCACCCCAUCCCAACAGCCACGAGUGCAACGGCAACAGUCCAUCAUCUGCUCAUCAACCGAGACAUCACUGUAGAGCCCAGAUUCAUCAUGCGCAGGUAGCCCGAGGGAGCUCAGUCUGUCCACAGACAGUUUCACUGUGCCAGAGGAAGUUUUACAAGUUGUCAAUAUUUAGGCACUGUGUCCCACCUCUGUUUCCCUUUCCCUCAUGUCAUACACAAAACGUCCCAUCUGCUCUCGCUAAUUUUCAGUUUUGGACAGUGGCUGGGUAGAUGUGAGCAAGCAGGAGCAGCAAUUUAAUCUAGGGGAGAACUGUGCACACUGAACUAUCCACACUGAAGUUUACAUGUAGAAAGGGGCAGGGUGGAGGGGGGUAAUGGCAGCGGGGCUUUGAAAUGGUGGCGAGUUGCUUAGGGACGACUUGUCCACCUGUCCUCUAAACAUGGUUCUCAAUUCUGGUCUGAUCUGUUGAUGCACAAUGUCACACGUAAAUGUCAAACGUUUGUUAAUAGAGUAUAUGUGUGUGCACGAGUGUCUGUGCGUGCGUCCGUGUGAGUGAGUGAGUGAAAUGCGUGUGAGGAGAGAAAAGAGGCAGUGUGAGCUUAUUUGUGGCUUUGCUGAAGCAGACAGACCAGAAUUUAGAAUCAGUCUAUAAAACCAUUGAAAUUCACACACUAGUAGGAGAGCUGAAAUGUGGCACUAGGGAAACAUCACACACACGCACAGAUACACACCCAAAUGAACAUAAUGAUUGAAGGAUUUUGAGUCCCGCAGUGCCCGAGCCAUCUCUGAUUAGACUACAGUGAAUGCAGUCUUUCAAACAGAGAGCAUUUACAACACACACAUGCACAUACACACAGUUACACAUUUUAAGAGUUUUUAUACAGUAUAUAUUUCCCUAGAAUGUUUUUUAAUUUGUAUUAAACGCCUUCAUUUCAAUUGUUACUUUUUUAUUUUCUACCAAUACUGAAAAGCUACAGACCAAGGAGCAACACAGGACUUUUAUCCCUCCCCCCUCUAAAAUAUAUUGUUUUUAUCUUUUAUGUUUAUAAAAGAGAAAUAAUUUAGUGUGGAUGUUUUUAUUUUGUCUUUUUGUUCCUUUUUUGGAGAUUUGAAUUUUUGUGUAUUUGUGCUUGUAUAUUUAAGGUAGUAGCAAAGUUCUGUCUGACUGUAAUAAAAUGUAUUCUUACUUAGAUUUACCUAAAGCCAUCCUGAUCUAAUGUAAAGAAACAAAAAUAGGAAAAAGGAGAAAAAACACUCAUGAACCCGUCCCCUCUAUCUUCCCACCUGCUCUCUUUCCUCCUCCCUCUUUUUUAAAACUUGUGUAAAUUAAAUUACAAAAUACCUGGGGGUACAUUGGCACCAUGGAGAGAUGAUUUUACUGUUUCAGUUGAUUUUUUUCUAAUUUAUUUUGGCAGAAAUUCACUCAUGUUUUUUCAUCUAUACAGGAACUGAUUUUUCACUUACCAUUCAUCCCAAUUUUGUGUACUACGACUUUCAGCUUGAUGUCAAGUGAAUGUGCUCACUGAAUUUAGUCAACCAGUGAAUUUCAUGUUCUGUCACUGGCUGAAACAGAUUUUUUAAAAUUAUUUUUUUGUCUAAAUUGGUCUUCAUUUGUGUGAUCUCUUUCAUAACCAACAGACUGACACCAUCAGUCGUACGCACAUCUUCUGAAACCAGCUUAACAUUAAGUUCAGUCGGCAUAUUUGGUAGCAAUUUUGAGUCUGUAAAGUCUGUCUAAAACAGCCGGAGCUCCGUUAUUGUUUUGUACAUUUCCAUUUUGUUACAGUUGAUUCCAGCAACAGUUAUAAUUGAGUUUGAAUGGUGACUUGUACCUUCUCCAAACCCUGUAGAAAAAUCAUUGUUUGAUAUAUAUUUUUUGAUUUGGUUAGUUUCUGCCCUUGAUAAUUAAUGUAUGGUACCAAUAAAAAGAUACAUUUUCACUUUAAAA
This is a messenger RNA of Seriola aureovittata, 3635 nucleotides long. RefSeq names its product LIM-domain binding 1b (gene ldb1b). NCBI's taxonomy places the organism in Eukaryota, Metazoa, Chordata, Actinopteri, Carangiformes, Carangidae. Gene Ontology annotation, molecular function: LIM domain binding. Gene Ontology annotation, cellular component: nucleus; transcription regulator complex. The record is from RefSeq and is a predicted model, not a curated record. Gene Ontology annotation, biological process: positive regulation of transcription by RNA polymerase II; nervous system development; negative regulation of transcription by RNA polymerase II. Bases 293 to 1633 code for a protein of 446 amino acids. The transcript has 11 exons.